This is a messenger RNA of Pelagomonas calceolata, 495 nucleotides long. Lineage: Eukaryota; Pelagophyceae; Pelagomonadales; Pelagomonadaceae. The record is from the annotation of a GenBank genome assembly.
GCUACGCUAGCUAACUCUACCAGAGCAAUUCCCGCCGCCGCGACCCUCAGACCCCGCCAAAGCAAGAUGAUCCUCACAACUUGCGCCGCCUGCGCCGCCCCACUGGCCCACACCGCGCCGCGAUGUAUUAGAUGCCACACGAGAUACUGUAACAAAACUUGCCAGCAUGACCACUGGCGCCGCGGUCACAAGCAGAUGUGUAAAAAAAUACACCGCGGCGGCAACGCCGAGCAAUACCACGCCAACAAAAAAUAUAAGGAGGCCGUCGCGGUCGCGGUCGAGAAAUGCGCGGACGACACGAAGGGCCAGACGUGCUACAUUUGUACGCAGGCGCUCCAUUGGAAAACGAAGGAGGGCCUCGUGCGCGGGUGUGCGUGCCGCGGGACGGCGGGCUUCGCGCAUGUUUCUUGUCUGGCGGAGCAGGCGAAGAUUUUGAUGGACGAGGCCGAAUGCCUUGGAAUACUUAUCACUCGCAUUUUUGGGAUUAGGGGGUGA